CCUGCCCUGUACCGUGGGACUCGAUUCAAACGGGACAGCAUGGUAGGCGAGAGCGGCGAGCAGAGUUGCCAGGCGGCGAGAGGGCUCCAGGAUGGAUCUGUCUGAUGCCUGGGAUCCCUACAGCCGGCCGGCCCGCAGGACCCAGUGGCUGGUCAGCGCCCUGGCGUACCACUACGGGCUGGACCGGGGCGUGGAGAACGAGAUCAUCGUGCUGGCCACGGGCUUGGAUCAGUACUUGCAAGAGAUCUUCCACCACCUGGACUGCGAGGGCGACGGCAAGAUCCCCGGCGAGGAUUUCCAGACCCUCUGCCUGGUGCUGGGGCUGCAGGACGAGGAGGCGGGCGCCGACCCGGAGGAAUGCGCCGGGCUAUGCGAGAACCUUUCUUCGGACGUGACUUUCCGGCAGUUCCAUGCUAAGUUGUGCGGGUACUUCAGCACCAAGGCCGGCUGCCAGGCGCCGGGCCAGGGCGUCAUGGGGGUGGCUCGGCUGCCGGUGGGCAAGGAGAGCGAGCACAUUGAGACCCAGAUCCGGCUCCGCAGCCCGCUCCGCCGCCGCAGAGAGAAGGCUGCGGCUGGUUGCGGCGGGGCUUCGAGGAAGAUGGGCGGCGGCGGCGGCCGGAGAAGCAGCGCCAGGGGCUCCUCCCCCUCCUCCUCCUCCUCUCCUCCGCCUUCUUCCCCCGGGUCAGCCUCGGCUUGCAGGCUGCCGUCGGGCUCGUGUUCCAGGGAGUGCUACGAGGAGAUCGUGGCUUUGGAGCAGGCUGAGGACCGGAUCGUCAAACUCGAGGACGAAAACGCCAGCCUCCGCGAGCUAGUCGAGGACAUGAGGGCGGCUCUGCAAAGCAGCGACGCCAGGUGCUUGGCGCUACAGGUGGGAUUGUGGAAGAGCCAUGCUAAUCAUAAGAAAAAUGGGGCCUGCUUUAUAGGAAACCAGAGACAAUUAACUAACAGUCAGUCCCAGACUUCCAAGUGCCUUCAAAGUGUUCUAAAGGAAGUUGAACUAAUCCGGAGUUCUAGGGAUGGACAAAUUGAAGAAGCAAUUAGGUUUAAUCAAGAAUUGGAGAAAGAACUGAGGAAUUCUCAUGAAGCUCUGGUCGCCCUGGAAGACUGCAACCGCAGUCUAAAGAGGGAGCAAGCGGAAAUGAGGAGAAAGGUUGAAGAAGCCCGAUAUGCUGUCCUUAACAGCCUUGGAAAAGUAAAGGAACUUGAAGCUAAAGCCCAUAAAGUGCCACAAUUGCAGAUAAACAUCCAGCAGCUAGAAUCAGAGGUACAAUAUUAUAGGUUGGAGGUCUUGAAGCACCAGCUUCCUUCACAAAGCAGCUCGGCACAGAAGGCAAGUGCAGCAUUGGAGGGUGAACAAUAUGCCUUAGCAGCUGUACACCAAGAUAGAAGUUCACCCACUGGUGGUGCAGGGAUAUCGGAGAACGUGGAAGAUCAGAUGUUUCGUUCUGUGGAAGGCCAGGCUGCUUCUGAUGAAGAGGAGGAGAAAUGGACAGGAGACCAGCAAGCUCAAGUGGCUGAAGUGAAGAAACUCCUAUCUAGACUUCCCUGUUGCAGUAGUGGAUGUGAUGACACAAUUCUGAAGAAGCUGAUGGCCUCCUUUGGGACCAUCAGUAGAGAUGGGAAUGAGAACGCCAUUGUGGAACUAGUCAAUCGACUCUCAAAGUUAACAGAACAGCUUGAGAUGAAAGGGCAAGAAGUGAAAACACUGGAAGCAAAUAUGGAAGAGAACAUAUCUAAACGCGCCUUGGGGAGAAUCUUACUAAGCACUUUGGAAUCCUGCUGUGACCCAGAAUAUGGAAAACCACAUGUUGUUGACAUCUUAGACACCCUCUAUCAUGAACUGACUGCCUGUGAACUCAUUCGAAAUAAGCCUCUUGAGAAGACUCCAGGUCACCAGUCCUUGGCUAACCCUUUGGCUAUCUCCUGUUGAGCAAUAGUGCUAUCUACAGUGAAUUGUGAUUAUUACCCCCCAGAGGGCUUGAAAGCCACAAUACAAAAAUACAGAGUGCCUUGCCAUCCAGAAGACAUGUAAAACUCAAAAGCCAGAAUAAUAAAGAGACCAUUGUUGAAAUAUGAGGAGCCAUUACAGAGCCAAUGUAUUGUCAGUAGUGACUGGCAGCAAAUCUUGAACACAGCUCUAGGUUCUGAUGCACGUGUCUUUUCCAGCCCUGUCCCAUGAGCUCUACUGCAUUGAAAAUUCCUGGAAUUCAUGUUUGAGAUCUUGUAUGUAUACAACCUGUAUUCUGCCACUUUGCUGUGCUCUCCUGAAAUUGCAUAUGAUACUUCUGGGAAGUUCUGUAAUUUCUCAUCUAAUUUCUAAGCAAGCCUUAUCUAGGAGACUGCUCAUUUCUCCUGAGGAUUAUUUAAUAAGUGGCACCUAAAGCCUCCAUGUUAUUGCUAUCAGAAAUAGUCCGAUCCAUUGUAUACAAGGUAUUUUGUGACUAACCCUGUAGACCUUUAAGUUCCUGAUUAUAAUAGGAGAGGUUAACAGUGGCUUUCUUAUUAUCUGUUACAAUACGGUAGUUUAUCUUCCCUUGAGCAUCUAAGGUGUGUGGGCACACCUUCUUAAUGUACAAAGGGGAAAUCAGUAUAAUAAAAAUAGGCCAAGGCUGCGUAAACCUCAUAGCAACCUGUAAGAUAGCUAUAGGUUGUUAUCACUACCUGUAGUCAUGAGGGACUGUGUGUUCUGUAGAGGACAUGUGUUUGUGUGGUGUCAGUUUGUGACCUUGUAAACACAGAGCUAAUUUAAUUCUAUAGUUGUGUUUGCAUUUCUGUCCAACUGGAUAUUUUAUUUAAAAUUAUAGGCACUCUACAAAUGUAGUUAUGCUCUGAAAGUAGCUUUUAACUACUGUCCUAUUAUUACAAAUUUUUAGAUUGCUAUAUUAAA
Molecule: messenger RNA, 2887 nt
Organism: Rhineura floridana
Lineage: Eukaryota; Metazoa; Chordata; Lepidosauria; Squamata; Rhineuridae
Gene: EFCC1
Product: EF-hand and coiled-coil domain containing 1
Exons: 7
Coding region: 92-1930 (612 amino acids)
Molecular function (GO): calcium ion binding
Source: RefSeq, a predicted model, not a curated record